AUCAAGAUUCUAAACUGGAUAUUCCUUCGAUACAUAUUUGCACAUAAAAACCAUUAAACCCCGUUAGAAGUAAAGAGUCGUAAACUCAACGUGUCUCUCUUUCUUUCUCUCUCUCUCUGUCUCCUUCCUUUCUCUCUGUUUCCCUCUUGAAACAAAAUAAGAUGGACUCGGUGGCGCUCUACUGCACCGCCGCUCUCGUCGCCGGAGGCAUCUACUGGUUCGUCUGCGUCUUAGGUCCGGCAGAGAGAAAAGGCAAACGAGCCUUAGAUCUCUCCGGCGGCUCAAUCUCCGCCGAGAACGUCAAAGACAACUACAACCAAUACUGGUCCUUCUUCCGCAAACCAAAAGAGAUCGAAACCGCCGAGAAAGUCCCCGACUUCGUCGACACUUUCUACAACCUCGUCACCGACAUCUACGAGUGGGGAUGGGGACAAUCUUUCCACUUCUCUCCUUCUCUCCCCGGAAAAUCCCACAAAGACCAAACUCGGAUCCACGAAGAGAUGGCCGUCGAUCUACUCAAAGUCAAACCGGGACAGAAGAUCCUCGACGCAGGGUGUGGAGUCGGUGGGCCCAUGAGAGCCAUCGCGGCCCAUUCGAAGGCCCAUGUUACCGGAAUCACAAUCAACGACUACCAAGUGAAACGAGCCAAGCUCCACAACAAGAAAGCAGGUUUAGACUCUCUAUGCGACGUCGUUUGCGGUAACUUUUUACAGAUGCCGUUCGAUGAGAACACGUUCGACGGUGCUUACUCGAUCGAAGCCACGUGUCACGCUCCCAAGCUAGAAGAAGUCUACGCAGAGAUCUUUCGAGUGAUUAAACCGGGAUCGAUGUACGUUUCUUACGAAUGGGUCACCACUGAUAAAUACAGAGACGAAGACGAAGAACACGUGGAGGUUAUUCAAGGGAUCGAGAGAGGAGAUGCUCUUCCGGGUCUAAGAAGAUAUUCUGAUAUCGCUGAGACGGCGAGGAAAGUCGGGUUUGAGAUUGUGCAAGAGAAAGAUUUGGCUAAACCGCCGGCUAAACCGUGGUGGAGUCGGCUUAAGAUGGGUCGUCUUGCUUAUUGGAGGAAUCAUGUUGUGGUUGUGAUUCUCUCUGCUAUUGGGAUCGCUCCUAAAGGAACCGUUGAUGUUCAUGAGAUGUUGUUUAAGACUGCUGAUUAUUUGACUAGAGGAGGUGAGACUGGAAUCUUUACGCCGAUGCAUAUGAUUCUCUGUAGAAAACCAGAGAAAGCUUCUGAAUGAUGAGAAUCUUCUUCUUCUUCCUUAUUUUUUUGUUGUGUUUUUGGCUUCUUCUUUCAGUUUCCUGUUUGGCCCUUGACGAAUCAUUUGUCGUGUCGAUUUAAUAUCACUUUCUUGUUCAGUGUACUCUUAUUUUUUGGUGUUAAGUGAUGAAUGGAUAAAUCCCUUCCGAUU
Messenger RNA from Eutrema salsugineum, 1412 nucleotides. Its product is annotated as 24-methylenesterol C-methyltransferase 3. Gene Ontology annotation, molecular function: S-adenosylmethionine-dependent methyltransferase activity. The record is from RefSeq and is a predicted model, not a curated record. The transcript has a single exon. Gene Ontology annotation, biological process: steroid biosynthetic process. Bases 162 to 1241 code for a protein of 359 amino acids. NCBI's taxonomy places the organism in Eukaryota, Viridiplantae, Streptophyta, Magnoliopsida, Brassicales, Brassicaceae.